Melanotaenia boesemani (Boeseman's rainbowfish) is the source of this 1437-nucleotide messenger RNA. RefSeq lists its product as uncharacterized. NCBI's taxonomy places the organism in Eukaryota, Metazoa, Chordata, Actinopteri, Atheriniformes, Melanotaeniidae. Gene Ontology annotation, cellular component: mitochondrion. Gene Ontology annotation, biological process: iron-sulfur cluster assembly. The coding region runs from base 28 to 813 and encodes 261 amino acids. The record is from RefSeq and is a predicted model, not a curated record. Gene Ontology annotation, molecular function: iron-sulfur cluster binding; iron ion binding. The transcript is spliced from 8 exons.
GGGGUCCUCAUUUUCAAAACAAACAAAAUGGCGGCGUACAUGAGAUGGGGACUUCAGCAGUUGUUACGGGCACGAAAUAUCGCUCACUUUAGGUUCCCAGCCAAGACCAGAAUUUCAUACCGCAUACAGUCCACGACCCAGAGCGUCAGAGUCCAGCAUCAGUCCGGGACAGGAACCACAAAGAGCUCAGUAAGAUACUUUUCCAUCCAAACUCAAGACACUCCAAAUCCCAGAAGCUUGAAGUUCCUCCCUGGGAAACCUGUACUAGGAAGUGGGACAUUAGAUUUUCCGUCUCCUAGCUCCGCUGGAACUUCAUCUUUAGCCAGGGACCUGUUUGAAAUUGAAGGAGUUAAAAGUGUGUUCUUUGGCCCUGACUUCAUCACAGUCACAAAAACAGAUGAGGACGUAGAGUGGGCAGACAUUAAGCGUCACACUUUGGAGGCCAUCAAAAAGUUCUUUGAGAGUGGUGAGCCAAUAACAACAGGAGCAGUGCAUCAUGAAAGCAGUCUUUCUGAAGAUGAUGAUGAUAUUGUAUCCAUGAUAAAAGAGCUUCUGGAUACAAGAAUCAGACCUACAGUACAAGAGGAUGGAGGCGAUGUCAUCUUUAAAGGUUUUGAGAACGGAAUAGUCAAGUUGAAGCUGGUCGGUUCCUGCACCGGAUGUCCCAGCUCUACAGUCACUCUGAGAAACGGCAUUCAGAACAUGAUGCAGUUUUAUAUCCCUGAAGUGGACAAGGUGGAGCAGGUGGAAGAUGAAGUGGAUGAAAUUAAUGCAAAGGUUUUUGCUGAAGUGGAACGCAAAUUACAAGACUAAAAACUUCCACAACUAACACACUCAUGAACUUUGACGAGGAGGAAAAAGUUUCACAGUAUACAUACGACAGGGCCGUUCUUCCCAUGGAUGACCAUACUAAUUUUAAAAUAAGGAAGAUCAUUUCCAGUGGUCGUGUCUCCAUACUAAAUGCUGUUAAGAGUUUAAGCUGUAAUUAUACCUGUAAACAGCAGUUUUUUUUUCUUUCUAUACAUAAUUAUCUACUGUGAUGUCUAUGAAUGUUGUGUUGUAUUUAUUUCUUACAAAUAUUAUAUUGAGAGAAUAUUUUCUUAAGAUGGAGAUUUUCUGAAAGUUUGUCAAUGUCAUAAAAAAACGAAGAUUUGAUUAAAUAUUCCAUUUGCUGCUUCUGUGCACACGAUGUAACAACCAAACAGUUUAAGCAUUUUAAUUAAUUUAAAUUACAUGUCACCCAUGAGAUAAAAUGUAAAUGGGCUGCAGUUAUCAACUGAGCGAAAGUAGGUUGUCAGUGAAGCAUUUUGAAAUGUUUUAUUGUGUGUAUGUAUGUAUAUAUAUAUAUAUAUAUAUAUAUAUAUAUAUAUAUAUAUAUAUAUUUAAUGCACCUAUCUGUGGAUUUACUGUAACAAUAAAAUUCACUGGUUGACUUUG